Rubroshorea leprosula is the source of this 2806-nucleotide messenger RNA. The record is from the annotation of a GenBank genome assembly. Lineage: Eukaryota; Viridiplantae; Streptophyta; Magnoliopsida; Malvales; Dipterocarpaceae.
UCAUUCAGAUACCCAGAAAUAUGUAAAAUAAGGGAAAAAAGAAACAAAGAAUACUGCAAAUAAAUACUGUAGAGAUUGGAGAACCAAGCUAGGGUCAAAAAAGCUAGGGUCCAACAGUCCAAGCCAGCUUGUGUUGGACUGGCACUCUCUGGCUCUCUGCCUCGGCCUUAGCUCUUAUCUGCACUGAAAGUGAAAAGGCAUCCUUUAAGCAGCUCUCUCGAGUCUCAGAAUCUCUUUCCCUUUCUCUAGCCAGAAAAGAAAGGGCAGCAGCAUUUGUUUCUUUCUUUUACUGUUGCAAAUAGUGUACAUUGUCAAAAAUUUGAAUCUCAACAUGUGAAUCCAUACCUUUUCCUCAGAUUUUCUAGGAAUUGAUUCUUUCUCCCAUUUUCCUGCUCUUUUUAUGCCCUUUAUGACCUGCAUUACCAUCAGCAUCAAAUCUGCAGUCACAGAUAUAAUCGAGUUUCCUACGCAACCCUUCACCGUGAUUUUAGCCCCCACCACCUACAUAUUUUUUGCAUCUGCAAUUCCAGUUAUUUCAUUCGGAGAACAGCUGGAAAGGGACACAGAUGGGGUUCUCACAGCAGUUCAAACUCUAGCCUCCACUGCAUUAUGUGGAAUUAUACACUCUAUCAUAGGAGGUCAGCCUUUGCUGAUUCUUGGAGUUGCAGAGCCAACUGUAAUCAUGUACACUUUUAUGUUCAAUUUUGCUAAAAGUAGACCAGAUUUGGGAUCAAAGCUCUUCCUGGCAUGGAGUGGAUGGAUAUGUGUGUGGACUGCAAUCUUGCUAUUCCUUUUGGCUAUCUUUGGGGCUUGCUCCAUCAUCAAUAGGUUUACUCGUCUAGCUGGAGAGUUGUUUGGCCUUCUAAUUGCAAUGCUUUUCAUGCAGCAAGCUAUCAAAGGACUUGUUAAUGAGUUUUGGAUACCUGAAAGAGAAAAUCCUAAGUCAAUUGAGUUUCAACCCUCCUGGAGGUUUGCAAAUGGGAUGUUUGCUUUGAUUUUAUCAUUUGGCCUUUUGCUUACUGCAUUAAGGAGCCGAAAAGCAAGAGCAUGGAGGUAUGGAUCUGGGUUGCUGCGAGGCUUUAUAGCAGAUUAUGGUGUGCCAUUGAUGGUUCUGGUCUGGACUGCAGUUUCUUAUAUACCAGCAGGAAGUAUUCCCAAAGGAAUUCCAAGGCGCCUCUUUAGUCCAAAUCCGUGGUCACCUGGUGCUUAUGAAAAUUGGACUGUCAUUAAGGACAUGUUAAAUGUUCCGGUUCUGUAUAUCAUUGGAGCUUUCAUUCCAGCAACAACGUUAGCAGUUCUGUAUUAUUUUGAUCACAGUGUAGCAUCUCAGCUUGCUCAGCAAAAGGAAUUCAAUUUGCGAAAACCACCUUCCUUCCAUUAUGAUUUACUGCUUUUGGGGUUUUUGACAAUAUUAUGCGGUCUUAUUGGCAUCCCUCCAUCAAACGGUGUCAUUCCACAAUCUCCUAUGCAUACUAAAAGCUUAGCUACACUGAAGCACCAGUUGCUUCGGAAUAAACUUGUGGCAACAGCACACAAAUGUAUGCGCAAUAAUACUAGCCUGGGAGAAGUUUAUGGAAGCAUGCAAGAAGCCUAUCGGCAUAUGCAGACCCCACUGAUUUACCAGGAACCUUCUGCUCAGGGUCUGAAGGAAUUGAAAGAGUCUACUAUUCAAAUGGCUUUGAGCAUGGGUGAUGCUCCAGUUGAUGAAACUGUAUUUGAUGUUGAGAAGGAAAUUGAUGAUUUGUUGCCAGUUGAGGUAAAAGAACAGAGGCUAAGUAACUUGCUUCAAGCUAUAAUAGUAGGAGGAUGUGUUGCAGCCAUGCCUUUCAUUAAAAUGAUCCCAACCUCAGUGCUCUGGGGUUAUUUUGCUUUCAUGGCCAUUGAAAGCUUGCCGGGUAACCAGUUUUGGGAGCGGAUAUUGUUGCUCUUCACAGCACCAAGCAGAAGAUACAAAGUCUUAGGGGACUACCAUUCGACCUUCAUGGAGACUGUGCCUUUCAAGACAAUUGCAGUUUUUACACUUUUCCAGACUGUCUACUUGCUAGUCUGUUUUGGAAUUACAUGGAUUCCAAUUGCUGGGGUUCUUUUCCCAUUGAUGAUUAUGCUAUUGGUUCCUGUGAGACAAUACAUUUUGCCCAAGUUUUUCAAGGGAGAACACCUCCGAGAUCUGGAUGCUGCAGCAUAUGAAGAGGCGGCACCAGCUUUACCAUUCAACCUGGCAGCUCAGGAGACAGAGCUAGUUACCGGCACUGUUUCAUUUGCAGAUGGUGGAGAGAUUUUAGAUGGAAUGAUUACCCGCAGCAGGGGUGAAAUGCGGCGAAUGUGCAAUCUUAAAAAUGCAAGCGGCACUGCCACACCAUCCCUUCAGAGUCCCCGCUUGUUGGACAAGGAGGAGAGCAGCCCCCAAUAAGUGGGUUGCGAGAGGAGCAAAGUCCUCAAAAUAAGGCCAGACGACCAGUCAGUCCAAGAACUGGAGAAGCAAGACCAUCAAAUUUAGGAAGAACUGGAUAGACAUUAAUCUUGUAUAAUUCAUGAACUUCACCAAGACUUGUAAAAUUGCCGAGAAGAGAAGGCAUUGGUUGUUGUAGUUCAGUGAAUUUAGUUUAGUUCUUUGUCCCCAAGUUCUUGAUAGUGGUCUGUGGAUGAUAUAAAUCAAUAAACCGUCCAUUUUACGCAAGAAGAUCUGUUAACAGCAAUUAAUUUGUAACUUUCUUUUCAGGGAUUGUAGACCUGUGGAUUGCAUUUCACUUUAUAAGAUUGUAGCUCACUCUGUGGAUCAUAGGGACGUUCAGUUAGAUGGAAACUU